Messenger RNA from Rhineura floridana, 6864 nucleotides. RefSeq names its product WW and C2 domain containing 2 (gene WWC2). The coding region runs from base 374 to 3955 and encodes 1193 amino acids. The record is from RefSeq and is a predicted model, not a curated record. Gene Ontology annotation, molecular function: molecular adaptor activity; kinase binding. Lineage: Eukaryota; Metazoa; Chordata; Lepidosauria; Squamata; Rhineuridae. The transcript is spliced from 23 exons. Gene Ontology annotation, biological process: regulation of DNA-templated transcription; cell migration; regulation of hippo signaling. Gene Ontology annotation, cellular component: cytoplasm.
GGAUGCUAAUCUCAUGCUAAUGAGCGGCUGCUUCUGCCACCGCUGCCACCACCACCACCGCCGCUCCGAGGCUGAGCCGGGCUCUCCCCCGCCCCAGAUCGGAACCCAGUCAACGCCUCGCCUCGACCCCCUGACCCGCUGCUUCUACUAGGGAAUAGGGGUAGUAGGCGGAGGUUCCACUUCAGACAUGGUGGACUGAAACUCAGGAGUUUUCUGGCCGAUUGCAAGACUUUGCCUCCCUCCAGCCGCCUAGGGCUCCGAGGAGGGGGGGUUCUUUCUUUCUUUCUUUCUUUCUUUCUUUCUUUCUUUCUUUCUUUCUUUCUUUCUUUCUUUCUUUCUUUCUUUAUGGAGAAGCUAUCCCCCGCUCUCGACCAUGCCUAGAAAAGUGGGGAAUGGGCAGCUGCCCUUACCCGAUGGCUGGGAGGAGGCGAGGGAUUACGAUGGGAAAGUCUUCUAUAUCGACCACAACACCAAGCAGACCAGCUGGAUCGACCCCAGAGACAGGUUAACAAAGCCAUUAUCCUUUGCAGACUGUGUUGGAGAUGAGCUACCAUGGGGAUGGGAAGCUGCAUACGAUCCUCAGAUUGGUGUCUACUAUAUCGACCACAUAAACCAAACCACACAAAUAGAAGAUCCAAGAAAACAAUGGAGGCAAGAACAAGAGAAAAUGCUAAAAGAUUAUCUUACAGUAGCACAAGAUGCACUCAGCACUCAAAAAGAACUGUACCAUGUGAAAGAACAGAGACUAGCGCUUGCUUUGGAUGAAUAUGUGCGAUUAAAUGAUGCUUACAAGGAGAAGUCAAGCUCUCAUAUGAGCUUAUUCUCAAGCUCCUCUUCCAGCACUAAGUAUGACCCUGAUAUUCUGAAGGCAGAAAUCUCCACUACAAGAUUAAGGGUUAAAAAGCUGAAGAGAGAACUCUUGCAGAUGAAGCAAGAAUUACUGUAUAAGGAGCAAGGCUAUGAAACAUUGCAACAAAUUGACCAAAAAAUGUCUGGAGGCCAGAGUGGAUAUGAACUAAAUGAAGCCAAAGCCAUUGUGAAUGAACUAAAAUGUAUCAGAAAGGCUAUUAGCUCUGGUGAGAAGGAGAAACAGGAUUUAAUCCAGAGCCUUGCAAAGUUGAGAGGGAGGUUCCUUCUCAGUCAAACUACUGGCAAAGCAGAACCAGAUUUGAGAUGCAGCCCAGCACACUCUCAACUCUCUCUCUCAAGGCAGACUUUGGACACAGGCUCUCAGACAGACAUUUCUGGGGAUGUUGAUGUCAGAAAUAUGUCCAAUUUAGCUGAAAAGGUCAGACUGAGCCUUAAGUAUGAAGAAGCCAAAAGAAGAAUGGCAAACUUAAAGAUAGAACUGUCUAAGUUAAAAAGUGAACCUUGGCCUGGGGCAUUGGAUAUUGAGAAGGAAAAGCUGAUGUUGAUUAACGAAAAGGAAGAGCUUCUGAAAGAACUUCAAUUUGUCACCCCAUGUAAACGCACUCAAGAUGAAUUGGAGCAUCUGGAAACAGAAAGGAAAAGGCUGGAAGAGGAGCUAUCUGUGAAAAGCACACCUAGUGACGAACUUACAGAGAGGCUAAAACUGGAAGAGAGAAGGAAUAAAUUAUUUAAAAAACUUGAAGAAAUUAGUCAACUAACUACUAACUUGCAUUUGCAGCUUAAAAGUCUCUCAGCCAGUACAUUAUCUAUGUCUUCAGGGAGCAGCCUGGGGUCCCUGGCAUCCAGUCGAGGGUCCUUGAAUACAUCCAGCAGGGGAUCACUAAAUUCCCUUAGCUCUGCAGAUCUUUAUUAUAACCAAGGUGAUCAACUUACAGACUUAGACUAUCAGUAUAAACUGGACUUUAUAUUGCAAGAGAAAUGUGGUUAUAUUCCUUCAGGCCCUAUUACCACAAUUCAUGAAAAUGAGGUCAUCAAUUCACAUGGGAGAAUGGGAUAUAGUGAUUCUUCCAGCUCUUUGGCAGGAAACCAUACUCCCAAAUUAACUGAACCUCCAAAAUCUGUGACGUCGCUGUCUUCAAGAUCCUCCCUUUCUUCAUUGUCCCCUCCUGGAUCCCCUUUGGUUUUGGAAGGUGCAUUCUCAAUGCCUCCUCAAGACUCUCCCUUGCACCAUCUCACCACAGACUUUGAGGACUGUGAUUUACCUAGUGACUUUGCAGGCAUUAGCCUCUGUGGGAACCAAACGUUGUUGGACUCUGAAACCAGACUAUCUUCUCUUUUGCCUGCGGAUGAUAAAGACCUCAAUGAAAGUGUCAGGCAGACCAUGUCACCUUCAAGAAAUACAGGUGUUGUCUUACCAAGAAGAACAGUAAGCCACUUGCUUGAGGAGAAGGCAGGGUGUGUAUCUGCUGCACUAUCUGAUGAGUCCGUGGCUGGAGACAGUGGGGUAUAUGAAGCUUCUGUAAAACAACCAAAUGAUAGUGAAGACGUUGCAUAUAGUGAAGAUGAUACAACAGUUGUAGAAACACUUCAGGUACAAAUAGGACUCAGAUAUGAUACAAACAGUUCAAGUUUUGUGAUCAUUGUGGGGCAGUUACAAAAUCUUCAUGCCCUUUCUGUAUCCCUUGGCUCCAAAGUGUAUUUUAGAGUUGCAGUUCUGCCAUCCUCAGCUGACAUCAGCUGUCUAUUCCGCACGAAAGUCCAUUCUGCUGCUGAAACUCUUUUUUUUAGUGAGAUGUUUAGAGUUGCCAUUUCCCAGGCAUCUUUGCAUCAGAAGACUUUGAGAGUGGAUGUCUGCUCUGUCAGUAAAAGUCGUCGGGAAGAAUGCCUUGCUGGAACUCAGAUAAGCCUGGCAGACCUGUCCUUUUCAAGUGAAACUUCUACUGUGUGGUAUAAUUUGCUAGCCUACAAGCAGGUUCCUGGGAAAAAGAAUAAGGUGCAAAAGGAGGAUCCUGUAUUUGUACCAAACAGUGAGUCAUCUGACUCCUUGGACCUGGAUGCUGUAUCAGCAUUACUGGAAAGGACAUCAGCAGAGCUGCAAGCAGUAGAACAAGAGUUGGCUGAGGAGGAAGAGGAAGAAGAGGAAGAAGAAAAAGAAAAGGAUGUGCAGGAGUCACAGCAUGCUAAAGAAGACUGUCUAGGAAUACUGGCAGAGGCAUCCAGUGAGAUUGUGACAGAAGAUGCGUACAAUGUUAAAGGGGCAGAGGAAAGCGGAUAUGCAGAUCAUAACAGAUUCUGUCCUAAUUUGGUAGAGGAAGAUGAAAUCAAGAAUGGGAAAGACAGAAAAUGUUCAGAUGCGUGUCACAAUGAGCAAACAGCAGUACCACCCAUACUGGUUGAUAAGGAAACUAACACAGAAGACAGGCAUGAGAGUGUGGCUGUACGACCCAAGGACAGAGCCAGCCUCAAGUCUCAACAACAUCCCUUUGUCAGGAACAGCAUGAUAGUGCGCUCACAAACUUUCUCUCCAGGGGAACGGAACCAAUACAUCUGUAGGUUGAAUCGAAGUGAUAGUGACAGCUCAACAUUGGCCAAAAAGUCCCUCUUUGUGAGAAAUGCCACAGAACGACGGAGCUUGAGAGUAAAAAGGCCUGCCUGUCAGCCUAGCAUGCGAAGAGCAACACAAGAGCGCCCUGUUCGCACUUCUCUUGACUUGGAGCUGGAUCUCCAGGCUUCUCGUACACGACAGAGCCGCCUGAACGAUGAACUGCAGAUGCUCCGUGACCUGAAGCAGAAGCUUGAGGAGAUGAAAGCAAGAGGCGAGACAGAGCUUACUCCAUGUGUGUUGGAGGAUGAAAGGUUCCAAAAGCUCUUGAAACAAGCUGAAAAGCAGGCUGAACAAUCAAAGGAGGGGAAAAAACAGGGUUUAAGUGCUGAAAAAUUGAUGCGGAAAGCAUCGAAGGAUGUGUGCCGCUUGCGAGAGCAGAGCCAGAAUGUGCCGCUGCAAGUGCAGUCAUUCAGGGAGAAGAUUGCAUACUUCACAAGAGCAAAGAUCAGCAUACCAUCUCUGCCAGCCGAUGAUGUCUAACUGUAUUUUCCCCACAAUGUGUUUUUCUACUUGUUCAUCUUUUUUAUUUUAAGAUGACAGUUAGUAUAGUUCUAUGAUUUUAAAACCUACUGUUUUACAUCCAAACCUAGAUAUUGUUUAUAAGAAAUACAGUACAUUAUGUGGUGGUAUAUAUUAUGCACUGGUAGAUUUUAUAUAUAUAUAAAUAUAAAGGCAAGAAGAAGCCCUCUCUCUUUUCCCCUGCCCAAAUCUCCCAUGCCAGAAAACCAAAGUAGAAUAUUUCUGGUACACUGAUGCUAAUUUUGUACAGUUUAUAUGUAUUACAGAUAUGCUUUUUUUUUGUAAAGAUGGAUCUAAGGAACAAAGGCAGUACCAAGUGUGUAUAUCCUGUUGAACUGCACUGUGUUGAGAAAUAUUGUGUUCAACAGUAGGUUUGUUUCACUGUUUUUUCAUAAGAGCAGACUGUGAAGAUGGCCAUUAGGCCAUGCAAUAUUUUUGUACAAAGUGUGACUUUUUGUGGUUAGUAACAAACACAUGUCCUCUUCCAAAACAGCAAGACUGCCUCAUACAAACAGGUGCUGUUUAGAUUUCUGUCACCUACAUUGGAACUUUCACCUCUGAACCCAUUGUUUCCUUUCUGUCUUGGUAUGAAGGAAAAGCUGUGGGGUGCCAGGUUGCAGGAGUAUCCUUUUGUGAAUGUACAGGACUUUGGACUGUGUUUGGGUUUUCUAGUCUCCUUUGCAUCUAAAAGCUGGGAGAGGUAAUAUGGGGCCUGUAACCUCAAAAUGUGUUUAUAAACUGAAACUCCCAAAGGGCAGCUGUUUUCUACAAUGGGACUCAGGUUCACACACAAAGUAUUUAAACCUGAGCACUAAAAAACUGAAAGCUAAAACUAAUCCUUAGACAUAACAUUGUAUGUUUAGUUCUACAGCCAGAAGUCUAUAGGAAAAGUCAAGUUUAUAAAGCCCAAACAAGACCAGACCAAUUUUCAAAGAAAUGGUCCUUAGGAAAUUCAUUAACCCAAGUACCAAAUAUAUAUGAUGUUGUUGUUAGUAUAGAAAUUCUUUCCAAGAAAACCCAUCAUAUGGAGCACUUAAAGGUGUGUGUUUAAUUAUGGCAUAAUAAGGAAUAAGCAUGGUCAAGGUAUCUAUGGAAUUAGAACCUUAGCUUGUUUAAACAGGAAUUUGUAUUGAUAUAAGGUAAAAGACAUCGUGAAUGUGAUUGUCAGAAUUUGAACUGGAAACAAAAUUUUCUGGUUAUUUCUCAAAUCGUCAUAUAUCUGCAAGUGUGUGUGAAUGUCACCUGGUAGCAAGGUGCUGAUGAAGUCUGAUGUCAUUAUAGUGGACUUGGCAGGCUCUGUCUAUCUUCAGUUUGGCGGCUGUUGUGAUGAGCAAUUCAGAGCAAGGUGCUUGAGAGAACUAGCAGCAGUGGGCGACUUUUGCUAAAUUGAGGCUGAAAUCCUAUGCACACUUAACUCAACAGGACCUCUGUGUAAGCCUCAUAAAUACUGUUUAUAGAUCAUGGACUUUCAGACAACAUUGUGCAAGGUGGUUGAAUUGUUCGGAUCCCUUUUGAUGAGCACAAACAAUGACUCCACUUAUGUAUAUGAGAUAUACAUAAACUAUAUAUGAAAUCCACUGAGAAAACAAAAGGACUUGAGAUAUUUGAAUACUGACCAUUUUGCAACAUAAUCAUAUAUUGACAUGUUGUAUUUUAUUCUGUCAGAAUGUAAUAGUCUUACUGAAAGAUUAGGAAAACUUAACUACAGUAUGCUUGUUGCAAUCUUUGGAAUUACUGGUGGGGGGAAAAACUUGUGCCUUAAUUUAUUUUUGUAAAUGUCCCCAAGGGUUCUUUUAUUAUGCAGAAAUCUGUGUAAUUAUUCAGAUCUUUAAACAUUACUUCAGACCUAGAGGUAGUCAGUAAACCUAACUGUGCCUGAUAUUUCAUGGAUGCCCCUUUUUGUUUUACCUCUGCUUUAGACCUAAUCUAAACACAUAUAUGCCAUUCAUUCAGAUGAGGUCAAUCUCUAAAAGCUAAACUUUCAAAUUAUUUAAUAUAGAAAUGACGUUUGACUGUUUCAGCUUCUCAGUUUGACAAUAUAAAUGUUUGUAGAAAUUAUGUAUUGAGUUGUACCUUGUGAUUUAUUUAUUUUCAGUUUUAUUUAUGUACUGCUUAAUAUAGUUCAGUUCUGGCCAUUUAAAAUUUACGGGUGAAGAAAAGCUACUGUGAGAAAUGUAUACAUCUUUCUAGUUUUUUAGUGGACAAGCUGUUCAUACACACAGAGAGACAUAAUUUCAAAGGGAACCAAGAAGGAUUCUUUAAGAAAUCAUGAAUAUUGGCAGUAAUAAUAACGUUGUUGGUAGUUCUGCAAAUCUUGCUCAUUUAUAAAAUGAGAGAAAUAUUCAGUGCAUUAAUACAUCCUCAGACCACAGUAAUAUAAACUCAUUUGUAGGAAUACAUUUUGAACAGUUUUGAGUUGGCUGGUUGGUUUUUUUAAAUAAUCCAGUAUAUUUACAGUAAUGAAAUAACAGACAAUGAUGAGACAACUUUGAAAACUAUGAAUAUGGGCAAAUGCCAGUCAAGUUUCAAGCGAUACAGAUAUUGCUUUUUAUUGUAGAAUUUACCCUUCACAGGAUAGAAGAAAUGUAACCAUCCUUGUGUUCACAUUGUCAAUAUGUUAAUACAAUUCUGUAUAUCAAAUAUUAAGCAUUACAGGUACAAGACAAUAUUAAUUGUUUAGCCAAAUGAACAAAUUAUAGCAAAUCAUCUAUAGAAUGAAAAUCAGAUUUCAACUUUUUGCCUUAUUGUUACAUGUAAGUAUAAAUGCUCAGGACUGAACUAAAUAUUUAAUCAGGUUAUAUCACAAAUGUCUUUCUGUGCUAAUAUUACCUGUAAACGUGCAUAUGUACAUCACCUACAUUAACUUUCAU